Trametes versicolor FP-101664 SS1 is the source of this 444-nucleotide messenger RNA. RefSeq lists its product as uncharacterized. Lineage: Eukaryota; Fungi; Basidiomycota; Agaricomycetes; Polyporales; Polyporaceae. The record is from RefSeq and is a predicted model, not a curated record. Bases 1 to 444 code for a protein of 147 amino acids. The transcript is spliced from 6 exons.
AUGAGGAUGUGCAAGGACACAGAUUUCAAAGCAAGAGAUGCCUCUAACCCACACCCAUUUCGUCCUCCCACGUAUGGGCUCCUGCUGACGGGUUCGCACUUGCAGCCGGCCGCGUGCAGCGUCGCGACGCCUGCGGCUGUGGUGAAUCCGUGCACGCGCCGCUCGUGCACGUCCAACGAAACCCUGCAAAUGCGAAACGGUCAGGAUCGCGGAGUACACGAUGCUCGGCGCGAGACGCCUGUGGAGGUGCACAAGCACAGCUCACGCCGUGAGGUUGACGAAGCCCCGGCCAGUCUUGACGGCACAUACAAGGGUGGUUAUGAGAACACCGUUUCCGCGGUGUUCGCGGCAAGGCGAGCUUGCGGGCACUCGAACGGCUCCCUCAGCGCGGACACCUCGUACCUGGGCGUCGACAGGAUUCUGGCAGAACGGUGGCAGAUCUGA